AUGUGCAACUACAUUUAUAAGGAGCUGAGCUGCCAGCAUCACUACCACCUGGUAGAGUCAUGGUGCCCCAAGUACAUUGAGACUCAGCUGCGAUGCCCACCCAAGAUUGUGAGCAAGCAGUACUGGGGUGAUGAUAUCUGUGCUGCAUGCCGAGAACGACAACAGCCCUCCCAGCACCCCUGGGCCAAGAUGAUCAAGCGUCCCGCCUCACCACGAGUCCCCUCAUUCACCCAGGAUGUUUACGCCCGAUGA
Messenger RNA from Clonostachys solani, 252 nucleotides. Lineage: Eukaryota; Fungi; Ascomycota; Sordariomycetes; Hypocreales; Bionectriaceae. The record is from the annotation of a GenBank genome assembly.